AGCGCCACGUGAUCCUCUCAAGCUCCUUUUCUGCCGUUGCCAGCUGUCGCGCGUUCCUGGGGCACGGCAUGGCGCAGGUCUGUGCCAGCAACCUCCCAGGUGCACCUCACCAGCGAGCGGUCUAUCGACACCGCUUGAGUCAGCGAUCGAAUGAGGAUAAGGAGAAGCUCCAUGUGGCCUCGCCGCUGUUGGGCGCCAUUGCUGGGUGCACGGCCAAGAGCAUGGUGGCGCCUUUGAGCCGCACAGUGAUCCAGAUGCAGUUGCAUCACCUGCACCACACUGGCAGCAUGCUUGACACCAUGCGCGGCAUUUACCAGGAGGGAGGCAUUCGGGCUUUCUGGCGAGGGAACGGGGCGACGCUGCUCUAUCGGGGCGUGGUGAACGGUGUGAACUUCCCCGUGAAUGAACUUUGUAAGCGGUAUCUCAAAGAGCAGCCUCAAGAGGCCCGCAACUUCGUGAGCGCCUUCGCGGGGUCCUUCGCCGGCAUUUGUAUCGGCCAUCCGGUUGAUGUCAUCAAGACACGAAUUUCCGCCUCCCAGCGAUUUGGAUACUCUGGGAUCCUGGAGACCAUUGGUCGACUGCAUGCAGAAGAGGGCCUCAUGGCAUUCUAUGCAGGCUUUCGGGUCUCAAUGGUGACGGUCGUGCCCAACGUGGCGUGUUGCUUUUAUCUCAAAGACACCUUGAAGUCUUUUCCGCUGGUGAAGGCCCUCAGCAGCAGAUCUGAUGGCUGGCUCAGCGAGAGCGCCAUCGCUGGUGGCACGGCCGGUGGUAUCACUUCGACGCUCUUUUUCCCGUUCGAUUCGUGGAAGAGGCGGCUUCAGAUGCCUAGGUUUGAAGCGAAAGCUGCGACGGCAGUGGUGGAUUUGCAUCUUCACUAUCGCGGACUUCUGCCGGAGCUGAUCAAGGUCUCUUGCAACACUGCCAUCAUGUUUGGUUUGUACGACUGGCUCAGUCAAAGAUGAGCUACGUCCAGUGAUCUCGGAGAACGUUGCUCCAAGCCUUCAGCCAACAAGUGGAACACUGGAACCAACGUAUCCGAACAUCACUGGAGCCACUGGAGCGAUUGAAAGCUCGGCCCAGACUUACCUCUUUCGUGCGCUGUUGAAGGGAGAAGAUGUGACGAGUGACCAAUGCAGGAUUUCAUUGCACCAGUCAUCAUCAACAGGAAUUUCCAUUUGUGCCGGCACCUGCAAUGUGGCAGUCCGGAAACUGGAGAUGCGGCAGCUUGGAACUGGGUGAAGAUGAGCGGCCUGC
Messenger RNA from Durusdinium trenchii, 1254 nucleotides. Lineage: Eukaryota; Dinophyceae; Suessiales; Symbiodiniaceae. The record is from the annotation of a GenBank genome assembly.